AUGACACUCCGCGGCGCCGCGCUGGCCGUCGUGGUGCUGGCCGCGGUCGUCCACGCCCAGGCCGCGACCACGAUGUACAGGACGCUGCCGCAAGGGAUGCCGUCGGAGGACCUCGCGGCCUCCACCGCGGCCACCACCGCGGCGACGCUGCCGGCCGAGACGCCCACGUCGCCGACCCCUGACGCCGACGCCGGGAGCGACGAGUCGGAGGAGUUGUACGCGGACGACACCGCCGACGCCUCCGACGCCGCCGACGGCUCCGGCGCCUUCCCCACCUGGCUCUUCGACGAGCUCACGUCGCUACGCAGCCUCAUGGACUCCUCCACGUCAGGCAGCGACGAAGAAGAAGAGGACGGCGACGACGAGGUGGAGCCGGCGGACCACACGAGGGACGCGUCGCUCGACGCGUCCAAGGCGGCGGAGGAGACGGAGGAGGCCGACAAGCUGAAGGCGGUCCAGGGGCAGCCCGAGGAGGGCGUGAUCAGCGUGGUGGACCUGAUGCGCCUGCUGCACGCGCUGAGCACGUCGUCCAACCCGCGAGACUCGUCGCUGGAACUCCUGGAGAAGGAGAGUCCGGAGGACGCCGCCACCAAGGACAACGCGCUGGGCAGCAACUCCAGCAGUUCCAGCUCGUCCUCUUCGAGUGGCGGCGGCGGCUUUCAAGGCGGCAACUUCGGCUAUCAGCAGCCGAACUUCGGCUUCGGGGGCCAGCAAGGCUACGGCCAGUCGGGCUUCGGCCAGUCAGGGUUCGGCCACUCGGGUUUCGGUCAGCAGGGCUUCGGCCAGCAGGGCUUCGGUCAGCAAGGUUUCGGCUACGGCCAGCAAGACUUCGGUUACGGCCAGCAGGGCUUCGGCCAGCAAGGCUUCGGCUACGGCCAGCAAGGCUUCGGCCAGCAAGGCUUCCCUGGCUUCAACGGCAACGGCCAGAGCGGCUCCAGCAGCAACUCCAACUCGCAGUCGCAGUCCAACUCGGGCUCGGGUAGCGGGGGCGGCCAAGGAGGCUUCGGUCAAGGCGGCUUCGGUCAAGGUGGCUUCGGCCAGGGCAGCUUCGGCCAAGGUUGCUGCGGCGGCGGCGUCCAGGGACAAGGCGGCUACGGCCAGGGCGGCUACGGUGGCAACCAAGUCCCCCAGGGCGGCGGCUACGGCCAGGGCGGCUCGGGCAGCACAUCCAACUCCAACUCGCAAUCGCAGUCGCAGUCCGGCUCGGGCACUGGAGGCUACGGCGGCCACCAAGAACCCCAGGAGCACGAUGGCGCCGGCCAGCUUGACGUCCGGACCGGCACGGCCACCCGGCGCUGCAAGACCAAGGCCUGCACGGAGGAGAACGCCAUCGCGGCCCCCAGCAAGGUGGCUCUGGGGGCGCGCUCCGGCAUCCCCGCGGCCCCCGCGGCCUCCGACCUUCAACGUCACUUAGCAACCGGGGCAGCCUUCCAGGAGGCGGAUGCUUCUCCAGCUCCAGCUCCAGCACGAUGA
Molecule: messenger RNA, 1473 nt
Organism: Thrips palmi
Lineage: Eukaryota; Metazoa; Arthropoda; Insecta; Thysanoptera; Thripidae
Product: spidroin-2-like
Exons: 7
Coding region: 1-1473 (490 amino acids)
Source: RefSeq, a predicted model, not a curated record